Molecule: messenger RNA, 949 nt
Organism: Rhizophagus irregularis DAOM 181602=DAOM 197198
Lineage: Eukaryota; Fungi; Glomeromycota; Glomeromycetes; Glomerales; Glomeraceae
Source: RefSeq, a predicted model, not a curated record
CUAAAAAUUUUUUAAAUUUUUUUUUUUCUCUCAUUUUUUAUUUUUAUUUUUAUUUUUAUUUUUGUUUUUUUUCAUUUUUUUUUGUUUUAUAAAGGAUUUUUUUUAUUAUUAUUCAUUUGUUUUUUUAAUCAUGGGUCAAAAUUGUGAAAUAAACGAAACUUCAAUCAUUCAGAAUAAUAAUUCUUCCUCUUCUCCUUCACCUUAUGUACUUUUCGAUACAAAAAAAUCAUUUUCAUCCCGCUUAACUCAAUUAAUCCGACGCGACCCUACAAAAAAUUAUUUUAAACCUUCACAAAAACCAAAAAAAAUUAAUAAAACAGAAAUGAUAUUAUUAGAUCCGACCGAUCCAAAAUAUAUUUCAAUUAAAUCAUCAUUUGUAGGUCGACCACUUUCACAAUCAAAAAUUCUUGGAAUUUUUGAGUUACGUAUGCCAACCAAACUUGAAGAACGUCAUGAAGCUUAUAAAAAAAGUUUAAGUAAAAAAACUAAAAAAAAUAUCAAAGAUAUUACUCAUCGAAUGUUUCAUGGUACUACUUCAAAUUGUUCACCUGAAAGAUUUAUUGAGGAAUUGAUUUUUAAUAAAGAAAAGGAUGAAGAAAUAGUUAGUGAAUAUCAUGUUGAAAGAAAAUUUUGUGAAAAAGAUUGUGGAUUAUGUGGAAUUGUACAACAAGGAAAUAGAACUAAAUAUACAAAGACUAAAUGUUUAUUUAAGAAAAACAGAAUGUGGUUUGCAAAUGAUCCGUAUACGUCACUUUAUUAUUGUAAUGGCGUAGUAUUAAAGUCGGUGAAAUCUAUGUUUGUGGUUGAUGUCAUAAAAAAGAAUCUGGGAGAAAUUUUAAUUGUAAAUAAAGAAAGGGCAACUUUACCUAGAUUUUUAAUAUUAUUCGAGUUAUCAGAAUGUUAUCGUAAUGCAUGAUUUAAAAACUUUUUUUUUUUUUUGGAGUGAGGU